UGCUGUGGGGGAGUCUGUGCAGGCGGUAGCACACACGUGUCUAUGUGCUUGUGUGUGUGUGUGUUUAUGUAAACAGCUUUCUUACCUUCUGUGUUUUUUCAUGUUUUGAGACGAGCCAGCUGCACUUCUGAAAAAGCAUCUACAGGGAUAGCUGCACCUGAGCUACAGGGCUGAUUCCUAAUUGAAAUUUGGCCAAGGAAGCCUCUCUUCCUCUACACGCUAUUCCCCUGUCACCGGCCUGCCACAUCCUGCCCACACGCCAGUCAGCAUCUGAAGGUGGCUCUACAGUGACAUCAGCACCCCCUGGUGCAGUGGAGGCCCUGGCAGGAUUCUUAUCCCGCCCAGCUGAAGGCUCUCGACUCUGGGGAAAAGAUGGAGCAGGAUCAGCCUCCCUUGGAUGUCCCAACAACAUUACCAUUGAACCACAUAAAUGCUGAAACACUCAUACCCCUGCACAUAGACAGAGAGGAUGGAUCUGCCAACUCUACUUCAGAGCAUUCCCUAAGCCAAUCAGAGCAGGAGACUGACAGCUUGCAUGGCAAGGGAAGCCCUGUCCCGGAGGAGCAGAGAGCAGACAGCGAGUGUGUGAUCUCAUCAUCAGAAGAUAUGCCUUCCUUUGCGGACACACCCACUGCAUCAUCUCUGGUUACCGGGUCUAUAGAUUCCCUCCAAUCAGAGAGCCUGGAGGCACAGGGAACACACUCCCCUUCACAGGACACCCCACCCCUUCAGUCAGCUCAAGCAGGAGGUGAUGAAGACAGGUGUUUUCCAAACAUACACCCGAGCACACACACACACCUCAUUGCAGGUGGAUCACCCAAGCGCACUCACACACACGCGUGGGUGCAGCAACAGCAGCAGCAGCUGUCACACAGACUCUCACACUCCUCCAUUUUGCCCAAAAAUGGCACGACAACUGACAAAGAGGAGGAGGAGGAGGAGGAGUUUGAUUCGCUGGCCAAGGAUUUUGACCAAUCAAUGGACCAGCUCAACCAACUCAUCCUGGACCUGGACCCAGAGUUCGAACCCAACCCAGCCCCUACACGAUGUCACAUGACCCGGUCAGCUUCUCUCUACGCCAGUGGGGUUAGCCGAAACUCCCCCUCACCAGGUUUUAUGUAUAGGCAGGCCAGUGAUGUCACCGAUUACCCAGGAUUCCAUAGUCCAGUGAAUGAUUUCACCCAUGUGGUCCAUCACUCCCCACUAUACUCGCCAACUUUUUCACAGCGAGGGGCACUGUAUCACAGUGACAGCAUUGAUUAUGGAAACCAUUCUCCUUUGAUGGACAGUCCACCGUGGGUUGGGCCUGACCAUGCCCCUUCCACACCAGCAUUUCCUGUGUCUCCACCCACUCCAUACGACUCCCGGGGGUUUUUGGACAUGCACACCAGUGUGACGCACACACACACACACACACACCCUCACACCCACUCGCCCUCGGCCUGUGUUGACGCGGGCUCGCUAAGCCCUGCCUCCCACCAGCGGAUGAUUGGCUCACUACGUUCUGUCUCCACCCCCAGCCCACUGUCUCAUAACCACAGCCUGUCUCCGUUGAGGGGUUGGGAUGAAGUGUCUGAGCCCUCCCUGUUCCUGAGCCCCCCUGUCACACACACACACAUAUCUCCCCACGCACCCCUGUCCUCUCAGAGUGUGAGCGUGGAGCCCAGCCUUCUGGAGGCGGUGGAGGGGUUCGGAGCGCUGGCACUAGGGGAGGCUCCACCCAUCCUGCCCCAGAAGAGGAGAGGGGCGGAUGGGGCAGACACAGGCCUGGGCUUCCUUCUCAACGGCAGUAGCUGCAGCAGCAGCCCUGAACUACUUGGGAGUAGGCAGGACUCUGUGAAGUUUGUCCAAGAUACCUCUAAAUACUGGUACAAACCUGACAUCACAAGGGAACAGGCCAUUGCCGCUCUGAAGGACCGGGAGCCUGGCUCAUUCAUCGUUCGAGAUAGUCACUCAUUCAGAGGAGCGUAUGGAUUGGCCAUGAAGGUGGCCACACCCCCUCCUUCUGUCCUACAGCAGAGCAGGAAAGCUGGGGAUCUGUCAACUGAGCUGGUGAGACACUUCCUGAUUGAAUGCACACAAAAAGGAGUUAGACUGAAAGGCUGUCCAAAUGAACCCUACUUCGGAAGUCUCACUGCCCUAGUGUGCCAACAUUCCAUCACUCCAUUAGCCCUCCCCUGCAAGCUCAUCAUCCCAGACAGUGAUCUGUUAGAGGGCUUGUGCGAAUCCCUGCCUGAGACGGCCACCAACUCAGCAGCUGAGCUGCUCAAACAGGGAGCAGCAUGUAACGUGUGGUUCCUCGGCUCUGUUGAGCUUGAGUCGCUGACUGGUGUACAGGCCGUGCAGAAAGCCGCGACUGUCACUCUGGCUUUCAGCCCGCCCCCAACCUCCACCAUCGUCCACUUCAAAGUGUCCGCCCAGGGAAUCACACUCACCGACAACCAGAGGAAGUUGUUCUUCAGAAGGCAUUACCCUGUGAACACAGUCAUAUUCUGUGCUCUGGACCCUCAAGAGAGAAGAUGGGCAAAAGAUGGCUGCGCAGAUGCCAAGAUCUUUGGCUUCGUGGCGCGUAAGAGCAGCACGAGCGUAGAGAACGUGUGUCACCUGUUUGCAGAGCACGACCCCGAGCAACCCGCCAGCGCCAUCGUCAACUUUGUCUCCAAAGUGAUGAUCGGCUCGCAGAAGUCCAAGUAGCCAAGUGGCACGCACGCACACACACACACACACAAACACAUAAACACACACACAGACACACAGACACACAUGCAAACAAAAACACAAAACUCACGUUUGUGACAUUGUGUGAAGGAACAGAGAAGUGCAUAUACAGUAUAGUGUACAUUUGGGUGAACACAUUCACUUCAGUUCCCAGUUUCUAUAUGAAAUAAUAUGAAAUGCUGUAACAACUCAAUAAUAGGAAUAACAGAACCAAUAACAUGGCAUUGCAUGUAUAUACUGUAGCACUUACACCAGCGGUCUAACAGUCUUUCCACAUAUGCAAUUACACACACACACACACACAUAAACACACAUACACACACACACAAACACACACACACACACACACACCUUCUGUGCCCUGUCAAAACGAGGUGAUGAAUGUUAUUCUCAUACUGUACUGUGUAUUUGCAUCAAUGUGUAGAUAUGUACUGAACAGCACUAGCCACUCUCAUGCCUCAGUGGGACUAACUGACAGAGACCCAGAUUGCAGUUCCUGUGUCUCUGGAUUAGACCUGGCCAUGGUUUGCCACAUAUCCAGCAAAUCUAGGCCAGAUUAGGUCCAGCACUGCUGUUACAUGGGUAGAUUGAGUGGACAUGCAGAUUGUGCUCUCUCUGCUCAUGUCUGAUGGUGUAUAUUAGUGUAUCCUUCUGAGGUCUGACCAUUUUCUUUAUUAAAAAGAGUUCUGGCAUCCUUAUAAUGGUCAUUUGACUAAUGACUGACCCAUAGAUUUAACAAAGAUGUACAUAAAGUAUCAUUUACUUAACGUUUUUAUGUGAUAUAUGAAAUAAACCCUCAAUCUAU
Clupea harengus (Atlantic herring) is the source of this 3523-nucleotide messenger RNA. It is a transcript of the gene tns3.2, whose product is annotated as tensin 3, tandem duplicate 2. Gene Ontology annotation, cellular component: focal adhesion. Lineage: Eukaryota; Metazoa; Chordata; Actinopteri; Clupeiformes; Clupeidae. Gene Ontology annotation, molecular function: protein binding. The record is from RefSeq and is a predicted model, not a curated record.